Messenger RNA from Punctularia strigosozonata HHB-11173 SS5, 1833 nucleotides. RefSeq names its product PRP3-domain-containing protein. Gene Ontology annotation, biological process: mRNA splicing, via spliceosome. The coding region runs from base 1 to 1833 and encodes 610 amino acids. The record is from RefSeq and is a predicted model, not a curated record. Lineage: Eukaryota; Fungi; Basidiomycota; Agaricomycetes; Corticiales; Punctulariaceae. Gene Ontology annotation, cellular component: U4/U6 x U5 tri-snRNP complex. The transcript has 10 exons.
AUGAGCGACAGAAAACGGCCCUUCGAAGGCGCGGGGGAGACCUCGUCCCACAAGAAGCUCAAAAGUGACUCCACGUCGUCCAAUGGACCGGGAGCAGGAGGCUCGAGCAUGAGCGACAUCAUUGCGCAAAAGAAGGCAGAGAUCGCUGCUAAGCUCGCAGCCAUGAAGAAGGCCGCCCCUAGCAGUGCUCCAGUCGCGACGCCCCCGCCAGCUGUAGCGUCACCUGCGGCCUCAGGCUCCAAACCGUCCGUGGACGAUAUGGCGAAGAGGAUAGCAGAGGCCAAAGCGCGUGUGGCAGCGGCGCAGAAGCAACUGGCAACGAAGGACAACCCGUACAUGUCGGCGCCGCAAUCGAAAAAGAAGGGUGCUCCUCCGCCGCCCGAACCGGCUCAACAGGGCGCAGGGCUGAAGAUGGCGGCUCACCCGCUUCUGCUCGAUAUGUCUGUACCCGCUCCGCAGUCAAAGAAGGACCGGUACAAGCCCAUGCAGCCGAAGUUUGCGUCUAUCAAGGCCAACAUCCGUAAUGCACCCACACCUUCGCAUGCCACCCCGGUGCCGGUGGUGGCGAUCGAGGCCAAAGCCAACCCCUACGUGCAAUCGCCGCUCUCCCGUACUUCCUCCGCUCAGGGCGGCGGCGAGCCGGUCGACUUCGACGGCGCCCCGAAGGAGCGAGCCGGCCGCAAAUUCCGCUUUAAUCCUAAAGGCAAAUACACCCAGCUUGCGGAAGAAAUGCGCAAGGAGCAGCAGCUUGAAGCCCUGAAGCAGAGGAUCGCGGAGACCGCGAAAAAGGCGGGUCUGGAUAGCGAGUUCGAGACGCUUGAGAGGAAUAUCAAGAGGGAAGCACCACCGGAUGCGGAGUGGUGGGACGCGUCCUUGCUCCCUCGCAAGACGUACGACGACUUGGCCAACGGCAUCGAGUCUCUUAACAUACGAUCACCGGAUUCGCCCAUCACGAUCUAUAUUCAGCAUCCUAUCCCUAUCCCAGCACCGGGAGACAAGGCCACGGCCGUGCUCAAGCCACUCAAGCUCACGACGAAGGAGCAAAAGAAGAUGCGCAAACAACGUAGGCAAGCCGAGCUCCAGGACAAGCGGGACCGGAUCCGUAUGGGCCUGAUUCCUCCUGACCCUCCUAAAGUCCGUCUGGCAAACCUCAUGAAGGUUCUCACCUCCGAUGCGGUGCAAGACCCGACCAAGGUCGAAGCGCGCGUGCGGCGUGAGGUUGCGAUGCGCAAGCAUACGCACGAGAAGAUGAACGCGGAGCGCAAGCUGACCGACGAGCAAAGGAGGGAGAAGAUUGAAAAGAAGAAAGCGGCCGAAGACGAUAAGGGCAUUUAUGGCGCGAUAUUCAAGAUCAAGACGCUCUCGGACCCCGCCCACCGGUUCAAAGUGCGCAAGAACGCUGAGCAGCGGAACCUCACGGGCGUUUGCAUCUUCAACCCUAACUUCAGCAUGGUCUACGUCGAGGGCGCAUCCAAGUUCUUGCGCCAGUACAAGCACCUGAUGCUCGACCGCAUCGCUUGGACCGAAGCUGCCCGCGCUCGUGGUAACGACGUUGAGGUCGAGGGCGAGGAAGAGGGCGACGGAGCGGGACCAUCUGCUCCCGCCGUGACCACGCCGGCCGCGGGUGAAGGGGAGGCAGAGGAGGCCGUAUCGCUGGUGGACAACAGAUGUGAUCUGGUGUGGGAGGGGCAGUUGCGGGAGAGGGCGUUCAAUGGCUUCAAGCCAAAGAGCUGCCCGACGGAUGCGAGCGCGAAGGAGGCCUUGGGCGCGAAAUUGGCGUCGUUCUGGGACAUGGCGAAGCAUUAUAAGCCAGGAGAAGAAGACCUCAUUUAA